AUGGCUUGGAUGACUUACAUUUCAAAUUGGUUUGAGCAAGAUGAUUGGUAUGAAGGACUACAAAGAGCAAACAUGUCCCAGGUCAGGCAGGUGGGACUGCUGGCUGCGGGAUGUCAGCCGUGGAACAAGGACGUGUGUGCUGCCAGUGGAGACAGGUUUGCGUACUGUGCCACUCUGGCCAUCUAUAUUUACCAGUUGGAUCACCGUUAUAAUGAAUUCAAACUUCACGCAAUUAUGUCUGAACAUAAAAAAACAAUCACAGCUAUCUCUUGGUGUCCACAUAACCCUGAUGUGUUUGCAAGCGGCGGUACCGAUAAUUUAGUCAUCAUUUGGAAUGUUGCAGAACAAAAAGUCAUUGCUAAGCUCGACAAUACAAAAGGGACGCCUGCCUCUCUCAGCUGGUGCUGGAAUGCAGGUGAUGCCGUGGCCUUUGUUUCCCACAGAGGCCCACUGUUCAUCUGGACCAUCUCAGGCCCAGAGAGUGGAGUGACUGUACACAAGGAAGCUCACAGCUUCUUGUCUGAUGUCUGUGUAUUCAGAUGGCAUACCCAGAAAAAGGGAAAGAUUGUAUUUGGUCAUAUUGAUGGAAGCCUAUCAAUUUUUCAACCAGGUAAUAAAAGUCAGAAACAUGUUCUGAGACCUGAAUCUCUUGAAGGGACAGACGAAGAGGACCCAGUGACAGCUGUGGAAUGGGACCCACUGUCUACCGAUUAUCUCCUUGUGGCUAAUUUGCAUUUUGGAAUUCGCCUGCUAGAUUCGGAAUCACUUUAUUGCAUAACAACAUUUAAUUUUCCCAAUGCAGCAGCUUCUGUGCAGUGCUUGGCCUGGGUUCCCAGUGCUCCUGGGAUGUUUGUAACUGGGGAUUCUCAAGUGGGUGUUUUGCGCAUUUGGAAUGUUUCAAGAACAACACCUAUUGAUAAUUUUAAAUUAAAGAGGACAGGGUUUCACUGCUUACAUGUGCUUAAUUCUCCUCCACGAAAAAAAUUUUUAGCCCAGUCUCCAACUAAAAAUCAUUAUAUGUCCUCGACAAGUGAAGCAGUUCCACAACCGACUUUGACACAAAAUCAGGCAUUUUCUCUUCCUCCUGGGCAUGCAGUGUGCUGUUUCUUGGAUGGUGGAGUUGGACUUUAUGACUUGGGAGCCAAGAAAUGGGAUUUCCUUAGGGAUUUGGGACAUGUGGAAACGAUCUUUGACUGCAAAUUCAAACCCGAUGAUCCCAAUCUUCUAGCAACAGCUUCUUUUGAUGGCACUAUAAAAGUCUGGGACAUAAAUACAUUAACAGCUGUGUACACCUCCCCGGGUAAUGAAGGGGUUAUUUACUCCCUAUCAUGGGCCCCAGGUGACUUAAAUUGUAUUGCUGGAGCAACUUCCCGAAAUGGUGCCUUUAUUUGGGAUGUUAGGAAGGACAAAAUGGUGCAACGAUUUAAUGAGCAUGGAAAAAAUGGAAUAUUCUGUGUUGCCUGGAGUCAUAAAGAUUCCAAAAGAAUAGCUACCUGCAGUGGGGAUGGCUUCUGUAUUAUUCGAACAAUUGAUGGUAAAGUGCUACACAAAUACAAACAUCCAGCUGCGGUGUUUGGUUGUGAUUGGAGCCAGAACAACAAAGACAUGAUAGCCACUGGCUGUGAAGAUAAAAAUGUUCGUGUCUAUUAUGUGGCCACCAGCUCUGAUCAACCACUAAAAGUAUUUAGUGGACAUACUGCAAAAGUGUUCCAUGUUAAAUGGUCUCCUCUGAGUGAGGGAAUUCUUUGUAGUGGUUCUGAUGAUGGUUCUGUUCGAAUCUGGGAUUAUACUCAAGAUGCGUGCAUAAACAUCCUUAGAGGCCACACUGCGCCUGUGAGGGGUUUAAUGUGGAAUACUGAGAUUCCGUAUCUCCUCAUAUCUGGCAGCUGGGACUACACUAUAAAAGUAUGGGACACCCGAGAAGGAACCUGUUUGGAUACUGUUUAUGAUCAUGGUGCAGAUGUAUAUGGUUUAACAUGUCAUCCCAGCCGCCCCUUCACUAUGGCCUCUUGCUCCCGUGAUUCUACAGUGAGACUCUGGUCAUUAACACCUUUAAUCACUCCUUUACUAAUAAAUAUUCUGGCAGACAGAUCUUGGGAAGAAAUUAUCGGGAACACCGAUCAUGCUAUAGAACAAGGCAGCCCUCCUCUACUGUGUGGUAAAGUGUCAAGAGGUAUUAAACACGAAAUAGAGAAACUAACUGGUAAUCCUCGAGCAAAAAAACUAAGAUGGUUUUCAGAAUGUUUAUCACCUCCAGGUGGCAGUGACAAUUUGUGGAAUUUAGUGGCUGUGAUCAGAGGACAGGACGAUAGCCUGCUUCCUCAGAACUACUGUAAAGGAAUAAUGCAUUUGAAACAUCUGAUUAAGUUUCGAAUGUCUGAAGCACAAGAAUUGACAACAGUCAAGAUGUCUAAAUUUGGUGGUGGCAUUGGGGUCCCCACUAAAGAGGAAAGGCUGAAGGAAGCUGCUGACAUACAUUUGAGAUUAGGACAAAUUCAGAGAUACUGUGAACUGAUGGUUGAACUUGGAGAGUGGGACAAAGCCUUGUCCGUCGCCCCAGGGGUGUCUGUAAAAUACUGGAAGAAGUUAAUGCAGAGGAGAGCGGAUCAGUUAAUCCAGGAAGACAAGGAUGAUGUCAUUCCUUACUGCAUCGCCAUUGGUGAUGUGAAAAAAUUAGUCGACUUUUUUAUGUCAAGAGGUCAGCUUAAAGAAGCUCUGCUUGUUGCACAGGCUGCUUGUGAGGGAAACAUGCAGACCUUACAUGUUUCUACACCAAAAGGAUCUUCAUCUUCCGAUGAUAUCUACAAGGAGGACUUUAAUGAACUCCUGCACAAAGUCAGUGAAGAACUAGCGGAGUGGUAUUUUCGGGACGGGCGGGCCGUGCUAGCCGCCUGCUGCCAGCUAGCUGUAGAUAACACCGAGCAUGCUAUGGCGUACCUGAUCCGUGGGAAUGAGCUGGAACUGGCCGUGUGUGUGGGCACCGCGCUGGGGGAGGCCGCGGCCCCUGGCACCCACUACGCCCUGGAGUUGUUGGCAAGAAAAUGCAUGAUGAUUUCCACAUGCUUUCCAUCUGUUGGAUACAGUUUCCCCUUUUGUUGCGUGUGUAGGAAUCUGGCGGCCGAUCUGCUGAUGAUGACUCCUGACAAUGAGCUGCAGCUGGUCAAACUCUGUGCCUUCUACCCAGGCUGCACUGAAGAGCUGAACGAUCUUCGUGAGAAGUGCAAGCUACCCACGGUAGAGGAAUGUAUGCAGUUAGCGGAGACAGCCCAUGCAGAUGGUAAUAUAUUUGAAACUGUGAAAUACUACUUGUUAAGUCAGGAACCUGAAAAAGCCCUUCCUAUUGGUAUUGAUUUCAUUAAAGAACACAUCACUAGUUCAAAUUGGACAUUGGAUACCAUUUAUCCUGUUCUUGACCUGCUGAGUUAUAUUCGUACUGAAAAAUUAGUCUUGCAUACGUGUACUAAAGCUCGAAAUGAAUUGCUUAUAUUGUGUGGUUAUAUUGGGGCACUAUUGGCUAUCAGAAGACAGUACCAAAGCAUCGUUCCAGCACUUUAUGAAUACACGAGUCAGCUGUUAAAGUGUCGGGCGGUGUCAGUGCCUUUAAAAAUUGAGCACCUUUCGGAGGAGUUGGAUGCGUGGAGAGCUUGCACACAGUCCAUCAGCCGAUCAUCGGAAGAGUCUGCCUAUACACCCCCUACUGAUUCACAAAAAAUGGUUUAUGCAACUUUACUAAAGAGACUAGAACAAGAACCACUCAGAGGAAUUGUUGGACCAGAUUACGUGACUGGAUCAAAUCUGCCCAGUCAUUCUGAUAUCCACAUCUCUUGUCUUACGGGAUUAAAAAUCCAGGGCCCUGUAUAUUUCCUUGAAGAUGGGAAAUCCACUAUCUCACUGAAUGACGCUUUGAUGUGGGCAAAGGUGAACCCAUUCUCACCAUUAGGGACUGGAAUACGACUCAACCCAUUUUGACAGAAAGUUUUUCUCCUUGUUUUUUUUUUUUUUUUAAAGUCCUUUUGUGGGUUAGUAUUACUUUAGCCUUUGUUGUCCAAGAGCCAAAGGUUGAGGGGAGCGGGGAUGGUGGGGAAUAAGAGUUGACUUUAUAAAUUAACUUCAAAUAAUAAAAUAUUUAUAUGAUUUCACGG
This is a messenger RNA of Enhydra lutris kenyoni (northern sea otter), 4142 nucleotides long. Its product is annotated as WD repeat domain 17. The record is from RefSeq and is a predicted model, not a curated record. Gene Ontology annotation, molecular function: protein binding. The transcript has 30 exons. NCBI's taxonomy places the organism in Eukaryota, Metazoa, Chordata, Mammalia, Carnivora, Mustelidae. The coding region runs from base 1 to 3969 and encodes 1322 amino acids.